CUGAAGCUUGAAACUGAAGUGCUGGAUGGAAAGCCGAGGCUAAUUUUAGCUUCUUCUGAUAAAUCAAAGCCUGCAAUGAAGAUGGGUAAUAAAGCCAGAGCAUCUAAACAGGCACUGAGAAUAAAGCACACUGGGCAUAGCCUGAGGUCAACACAGGAUGCUUGUAUCAAGCAAGAAAAUCUAACAAAACCAAGGAGUGAAUCAAGCUUAUCCAUGACAAAAGGUGAAAAACUCCAAGUUUCUAAACACUCCUCACAUGAAGCCACAACUAAAGGUCACUCUUUGAUUUUCCAAAGAGACAGCACAAAUAGAUAUCCUGAUUCAGAGGAUCCUAAUAUUGUUAAGAAAACUAAACAGAAACCUCAAACCCCGUGUGUAUCAGCUGAAGACUCAAGUUUGGUGUGUUUAACACAAGAACAGCUUCAACAGAUAUUGAUGAUUGUUAAAGAAGGAACUAGAAGCAUCUCUGAGGCUCAUAGUGAAAAGCAAGAGGAAACAGCUACUAAUGAGGCAUCAGAGGAAAACAUUAUAUCAUCACUCCAAAAAGAUUCUGAAGUUUCAUCAGUUCCAGAUAAAGCAAACUCUGAUUCAAGUGGGAAACAAGAACACCCACAGCCACGACAGAAAGUUAUAAAGGAUUCGUGGAAACCUGCUGACAUAUUUAGUACCUUGGGUGAAAGAGAAGGGGAGAAAGCCUUACUGGAAUUGAAAAAGACCCAGUGGAAGAAGGAAUUAGAUGAACAGGUAGCACUAAAGAAGAAACUGAAAGAAACUCUGGAGGGAGAGGUGGGGUAUUUCUGGGCAAAGCCUGGCAACAAUAAAACCCAUAAAGAGAAAGUGGAAGCUGCUGACCCAGAGCAGACAGUGUUUCCAGCUGACUCAGUUAAUGCCACUGAGGAAAACUGUGCCUGUACAGGUGCUUUAGUCCCAGAGGAUAAUGAAGUUCCACUGAAUGUUUCAGGAGCUCCAGCUGGGCAGUCUUCUGAUUUCAGUUCUUCUGAGGUACCAGCUGGCAGUUGCACAGCAUUUGUUUUCAGGGAAGCUGUGCCACAGGAACGACCUUUUAGUGAUCUGAAGCAUGAGCAACAGAAGAAGUGGCUUGAAGAGUUGGACAAACAGAAGGAAAAAGCUAAACUACGAAAAAUAGAAGAAAAACAUAAUUUGUCAAAGGCAGAAGACCAUGACAGAUGGGCAAUGCAUUUUGAUUCUUUUAAGAACCACCUUAAUGCUAAUGCACAACACUCCGUAAAUGGAAUGCACAAAAAGCAGCCUGGAAGUCUUUGCCUGUCACCUGACCCCAAGGACCUGACUGCUUUUAUUCACCCUUUUUCACCUGCACCUUCAGGCAAUCUCAUGCCCUUAAAGGUGGGAAAUGUAGAAAAAGCUGCUAAAACUGGUGCUUUGGAACACAAUCAGAAAGUCAGUUUCCUCCGUUCAAUGACAGCUCUCCUGGACCCUGCACAGAUUGAAGAGCGAGACAGGAGGCGGCAGAAACAGUUAGAACAUCAGAAAGCAAUAAUGGCUCAGGUGGAAGAAAAACGGAAGAGGAAACAACUGGAGGAAGAGCAGAGGAAAUGGGAAGAACAGCAGGAAGAGCAGCGCCUGGCGCGAGAGCAUGAACAAAUGCAGAAACAGUUUGAAGAAGAGAUGCUGAAACAAAAACAAAAGCAGGAACUUGUGACUCUUAAAACCAAAGAGCUCUGUCAGACAAUGGAGAAAGCUCAGGAAUUAGCCCAGAGAUUGAAACAAGAAGAGCACAUUCCAGACUUGGCUCAGAAGGCACAUGACAUUUCAAAACUUCAGAACAAUCUUGGUGGUGGUGAUACACAACUUGAAAAUUGUAAUUCUGGCAUUUCACAUCAAAGCAGUAACUUUUCUGAUGAUGCUACGAGUCACACAGACCAACUGACUUCUCCUUGGAGAGACACUGCUGUGCAGACAG
Molecule: messenger RNA, 1942 nt
Organism: Acanthisitta chloris (rifleman)
Lineage: Eukaryota; Metazoa; Chordata; Aves; Passeriformes; Acanthisittidae
Product: coiled-coil domain-containing protein 66-like
Exons: 13
Biological process (GO): cilium assembly
Cellular component (GO): microtubule; cilium
Molecular function (GO): microtubule binding
Source: RefSeq, a predicted model, not a curated record